This is a messenger RNA of Cadophora gregata, 1407 nucleotides long. RefSeq lists its product as uncharacterized. The record is from RefSeq and is a predicted model, not a curated record. The transcript has a single exon. Bases 1 to 1407 code for a protein of 468 amino acids. NCBI's taxonomy places the organism in Eukaryota, Fungi, Ascomycota, Leotiomycetes, Helotiales, Ploettnerulaceae.
AUGUCUUGUACUCAUCCACAGAAAGAUGGCCGCGGUUGCAGAACGGUUGAACCGACUCCAUCUGCCCUUGAAGAAAACAAGCGUGGGCCCCAAUACGAAUCCCGGAGCAGCUCGAGCUUAAGUGAGGGUAACUCCGACAACGACAUGUCGCCUGCUCCACUGAACUUGAUACACAAGCAACUUGCCAGCGGUAUAGUCUUUGAAUCUAAUCGGAAGCUUCGGGAGCAACUCCACCCCGAUAUUCAAAGCUCCAGUGAGAGUGACAGUGAGCGGGUUUCAACGACAGCAUCCAAGUCCACUGCAAAGCUUGAACCCUCUGCUGAUACUGGGAAGGCUUUCCAAAACUUGACGGACCUAAGUAAGUCCACAAUAUUCUCAUCCAAGUACCGUGAGACGAAUGGCAGGGGUGUUAAAGGGAAUCGGCCUCGAUCCAAUGCCUUUUCCGAGAGCAAAGGCAAGAACAUGAAGAAUUACACCACUAAUUCUACCUCACCUCCCGUGAAGACUACGAAUCGCUUGGAGAUCGAGAAACAAAAGUCUCCUGGGAGAUUACUCGAAGGCUCUCAUGGACAUACAGUCAGGUCCAUUGACCAGAGCAAUGCCACGCCCACGAAGAGCAGCACCACUGUCUCUUCAUCCAAGCCCAAGGAUACCCAGAAUCUCCCAAAGAGCUAUGAAAUAUCCGAGCCGAUCCCCUACAGCAAGAACAAGUCCAAAGAGGAUAGCACCAAUGCAACUCUCUCCAAAGACUUGAAAGCCAUGAGCAUCUCGGCGACAUCAGUAGCUCCACCAGCAGCUUGUACUGGUGUACCAAACACUGCAGGCGAAAGUGCCGACCAAGUCCAGGCACAAGGUUUGAAGUCACCCGUUGAACCAUGCGCAGCAGUCAAAGGCAAAGCCAAGGUCCAUUGGAAGACUCACUCCAAUACUGAUAGCUCUGCAGUCGCACCUCCCACCAAUUAUUCCCGGCCUCUUUCUCUCAGCCCUCAGCCACAGAAUAAAGUUGAGGUAAACCCGCUUCUGUCGAGGAGUUCUACCACCCCUCCUCCCUCUCCGAAUCCUGAGACCCAAACCAAGGAAGACAGCCAGCCCCAGACUCAACAACAGCCACAUAACAGCACAUGGUUAUUUACAGCCAAGAAUUUCCUCACCACACCACCAAAAGCCGUAUCUGACUGGUUGUUUGGCUCCUCGUCAACACCAUCCAAGCCCAAGGACUCUCCAGAUACCAAGGAAACUACUACCUCAGCCUCCAUAAAGACUAACACUUCCAAGUCUAAUCACGGGUUGGAGACAAUUUUGGAGGAGACCGAGCCUCUUCAGAAAGACUGGAUUGUGGUCGGUACUAGUGAGAAGGGCAUGGCGGAGAAUCUCAUGGUAAGCUUGAAGGAGGAGGAGAAAAAGUGA